AUGUCAAUUGAUUUUAAGAAGACUUUAAAUGGCGUUCACCCAAGCUUAAGCGAUUCAUCAAAUGGCGCACCGCUAAGCAUUAGCAAUGACACUCUUGCUGCAUUAACUGGGGUUGUUCAUUCAUUAAAGCAGGAAAAACAACAAAGGCUACAAAAGGUACAAGAACUUACUAAGUUCUUGGUAGAGUUAUGGGAUCUUAUGGAGAUGCCAAUUGAUGAGCAAAAAGCAUUUAGCCAUGUUACUAGAUUAAUUUCAGCAUCAGUUGACGAAGUGUCAAUCCGAGGAUGCCUCUCUGCUGAUGUCAUUAAGCAGGUUGAGGUUGAAGUUCAGCGCUUAAAUGUUUUGAAAGCUAGUAAGAUGAAGGAAUUAGUGUUUAAAAGACAUAAUGAACUUGAAGAAAUUUACAGAGGAGUUCAUAUGGAUGUGGAUAGUGAAGCGGCUAGAAAGAUUCUCACCAGCCGCAUAGAAUCUGGUAAUAUCGAUAUGUCUGAAUUGCUUCAAAGCAUGGAUGAUCAAAUCAGAAUGGCCAAAGAGCAAGCUCUAAGCAGAAGAGAUAUCUUAGAUAGGGUGGAGAAGUGGAAAUUUGCAGCUGAGGAGGAAAAGUGGUUAGAUGAAUAUGAAAAGGAAAACAAGAAGCAAUUAUUUUGCCUAAUUAGUGAUUGUAUCUAUGAGUUCAACGCUUUUGGAUCAUGA
Vicia faba (fava bean) is the source of this 693-nucleotide messenger RNA. NCBI's taxonomy places the organism in Eukaryota, Viridiplantae, Streptophyta, Magnoliopsida, Fabales, Fabaceae. The record is from the annotation of a GenBank genome assembly.